AUGGAGUUUCUAGAUUUUCUGAAUAGAAGUAUUAUUUUAGACGUCCAAUGGAAUUAUCAUGUAAAACACAAGUACGAAGUCACCACUAUUAAUUCGGAAUGGGAAGACAUCGACACUAGCAAGCAUCAGUUUCCUUCGGAAAUUUGGGAAAUAAGACCUACGUGGGAAGUGAUUCUGAAAAUUCUCAGUACUUUACCAAUCAUCAUAAUUGGAUCAUUAGCCAAUAGCGGUUUAAUCUACGUGAUAGUCAAGGAAAAGUCUCUGCGGACUACAACAAAUCUCUUAAUUGUGAAUAUGUGUAUUGCAGAUCUGGCCACUUGUUUGAUAUGUCCAUGGAUGUUUUUCUGCAUAGACAUAUUUCAGAACUAUAUUUUGGGGGAUAUUGCUUGUCAUUUGGAUGGAUUACUGGUGCAUGCUCUAACUCUUGUAGCUGUUUUUAAUUUGAGCGCAAUCAGUUAUGAUCGCGUUUCGGCGAUUGUCUUCAACUGUUCUGGAAAACUGACAAGAAGGACGACACGUAUUUUACUAUUUGCUACUUGGAUUUCUGGUAUAGUUGUUGCCCUUCCCUUAGCCUAUUUUCGACGAUAUUAUGAAAGGCAAUGGAAAAAUUAUUUAGAAACAUAUUGCACUGAGGACACCGCGCUGGUCUAUCCAUACUGGCAUAUUUUUGCGGGUUUGAGUGUUUGGGCACCAUUAGCCAUUAUGGCAAUAUGUUAUUCAGCUAUUCUUAUCAAGUUAGAUCGCUAUGAAUCACAAGCAUUGAGGAGCAAAUAUCCUAUUAUAAUAAAAUACAAAGGAAGAGUAGCACAAAUCCUGGCAUUUAUAGUUUUGGCAUUCAUCAUAUGUCGUGCACCGUUCACUGCUUUAAUAAUCAGAAGGGCACAAUUACUAAAGGAAACACCUAAACCUGGACAAGCAGAAGCUAUGUACCCACUCUGGUAUAUUAGCAGAUACCUGGUAUUGGUUAAUGCAGCAGUAAAUCCUUUAUUAUAUGGCUGUAGCAGUAGUUCUUUAAAAAAAGAAUUAGCAUUGUGCCCUGUUAUAUCUUGGCUUAUCCGUAAAAAGAUACAGGAGGAAUUGAAACCAUGUAGUGUUUCAUUAUUAAAAUCGGACCGUUUUCAUUGUUUAAGGCCACGAUCUCCUUGUAUACGAAUUAACUAUAGUGAAAGAAAAAUACCAAACAUUUCAUCUACUAUCCAUAUGCACAAAUUUACAUUCUAAUACAAUUUAAUUUGAUA
This is a messenger RNA of Colletes gigas, 1238 nucleotides long. RefSeq names its product neuropeptide Y receptor type 2. Bases 1 to 1221 code for a protein of 406 amino acids. Gene Ontology annotation, biological process: G protein-coupled receptor signaling pathway. Gene Ontology annotation, cellular component: membrane. The transcript has 5 exons. The record is from RefSeq and is a predicted model, not a curated record. Lineage: Eukaryota; Metazoa; Arthropoda; Insecta; Hymenoptera; Colletidae. Gene Ontology annotation, molecular function: G protein-coupled receptor activity.